Messenger RNA from Neurospora tetraspora, 1444 nucleotides. Its product is annotated as Vps51/Vps67-domain-containing protein. Gene Ontology annotation, biological process: Golgi organization; lysosomal transport; endocytic recycling. Bases 237 to 1289 code for a protein of 350 amino acids. The transcript has a single exon. NCBI's taxonomy places the organism in Eukaryota, Fungi, Ascomycota, Sordariomycetes, Sordariales, Sordariaceae. The record is from RefSeq and is a predicted model, not a curated record. Gene Ontology annotation, cellular component: membrane; EARP complex; GARP complex.
CAUUCCCGCUCUCCAGUCUCAAUUCCAUCGCCAAACUUCCACUUCCAUCUCAUCUCCAGCAUCACGAUACCCCUCGACCGACAUAGCGGUUACAGUUUCAUCUCGGUCAUUACCAAUCCCAACGGAAUUCGAGAAAUAUCGAUUCAUUAUCGACUCCUAACCGACCACGCGCAUCUUCACCCCGCCAUUCGCACCACCAUCUCGGGCUUCCACCAGCGCCUGCCAGACACUCCAACAUGUCAACAAUAGCCACCCCGCGCGACACAGGGACGCCCCUCUCGCGGCGCAUCAACUCCUCCCAAGCCCUCAACAACUCCAACACAACACCCACCUCCUCCACGCGCCCAAGCCUCGACGUGCCCCGAUCCGCCUCAAGCUCGCCCAACCCUUCCGCCGCCCCCGCCGCCGCCGGCAAACGCGCCAACCGCGCCGCCCUGCGCGAGUACUACAACCUCAAAAAAGCCCAAGCGGCCUCUGGCACGGGUACCUCGACCCCGAUCCUUGAAGUAACCUCCACCCCACCAUCACCCGACCCAUCAUCCAACAAUGGCAAUGGCGGCUUCCAACAAUCCCUGUCCUCAUUCGACUCCAUCCCCGCCUCGCCCGUCCUCGACUCCCCCGACUUCUCGGCGCAACCGUACCUGUCCGAGCUCCUACAGUCGUCGACGCUGGCCGAACUCCUCAAGACGUACGCCCGCAUCCUGUCGGAGAUCCGCGCUUUGGAUGCCGAGAAGAAGGCGCUGGUGUACGACAACUACUCGAAGCUGAUCAGCGCGACCGAGACGAUUCGCAAGAUGCGCACCAGCAUGUUCGACUCGAACUCGUCGACGGCCGACAAGCUGGAUCCCAUGGCUAGCACGCUGGAUGCUGUGUUGGGGAAGGUGUAUGAGCUUGCUAGCGGGAUUAGAGGCGAGCUUCGGCAGCGGUUGUCGGAGGGUGGUGGGGGUGGGGAUGGGAACGAAAAUGCUGCGGAGAGACGGAGGGAGACGGAGCAGCUGCAGGAUAGGGAUCUGCUGGAGGGAAUUGAGGAUGAGGAGGAACGGAGGAGUAGGAAGGAGAGGAGGGAUAGGACGAAGGAGCUGGCGAGGGAAGUGGUGAGGGUUCCUGAGCGGUUGAGGGGGCUGAUGAAGCAGGGGAAGAAGGAGGAGGCGGCGAGGGAAUGGGAGAUGCCAAGGCGGUUGUUGGAGAGGUGGAAGGAGAGGGGGGUUGGAGGGGAGGAUGUGGGGAGACUGUUGGAGGAGGGUGAUGCGAUAGUUAAAGGGGAGGAGGGGAAUAGGACGUCAACAUAGGGAAUGUUGGGGUGUAACAAAGGGUUGAUGUUUUGUUCUUCACUUUCAAGCUUGGGUCGAUCCGGCGAGGCUUACGUUAAGAGGUGUCUUUACAUACCAAAAUACCAGGUGUAGGGAUAAUUGGGCUCUCGGCAAACGGGAGAAGUUUAUCAAGA